Camellia sinensis is the source of this 789-nucleotide messenger RNA. NCBI's taxonomy places the organism in Eukaryota, Viridiplantae, Streptophyta, Magnoliopsida, Ericales, Theaceae. The record is from RefSeq and is a predicted model, not a curated record.
AUGGCAACCAUCUCUAAUGCUGCUACUGCUGCUGCUAAUGUUGGUGGGGAUCCGAACCCCGGGGCGACUGGCUUGCCGACCCCUGCUAUGACCUCUGUGGUCAAUCCUCCUGUUGUUACUCUGGCUAUUCUGGGAGGACCGCUCAAUCAUCACGAGCGCCCGGAGAAGUUCACGGGAGUGAAUUUCAAGAGAUGGCAACAGAAGAUGCUAUUUUAUUUGACUACUCUAAGCCUUGCGAGGUUUCGAAGUAAAGAUGUACCAGCCGUAGAGGAGAAUGAGCAAGAUAAACAAAAGCUCAUGGCUCUGGACGCUUGGAAACAAGCAGACUUCUUAUGCCGGAAUUACAUUGUGAACGACUUGGCGGAUCCGCUUUUCAACGUGUUCUAUGCCAAGAAAUCGGCUAAAGAGUUGUGGGAUGCCUUGGACAAAAAGUACAAGACCGAGGAUGCUGGGAUAAAGAAAUUUAUCGUUGACCGGUUCCUGGACUUCAAGAUGGUGGACUCUAAAACUGUCCUGAGUCAAGUCCAAGAGUUCCAAGUGAUUCUGCACGAGAUACAUGCAGAAGGGAUGGUCCUAAGUGAGUCAUUCCAGGCAGCUGCUUUGAUUGAGAAGCUGCCUAACGGGUGGAAAGACUUCAAGGACUACUUAAAGCACAAACGAAAGGAGAUGAUAGUUGAAGAGCUCGUUGUCAGGCUUCGGAUUGAAGAGAACAACAAGAAGAAAGGAGGGAGUUCGAUGGCAAAUGCUUCAACUGUGGAAGUGACGGGCAUUGGGCAGUUGAUUGUCUGA